CUCACUAUUUUGGACCUUACUGGUGUCUGGUGGUGUCCGGAUUGGAGGGGUUCCAAUGAAUUACGGAAUGACUAUGAAUAUUUAUCGAUCAAAGCCCGAAAAACUCGAUCUGUGGAGCUCUGUCACAAUGCUUUUAUCUAGACUCCAAUAUCCAGUAUGCAUUGUGUUAUCCAUUUUGUGUGGGAGAGAAAGGAGAAGAAGAAGAAGAACA
Geodia barretti is the source of this 211-nucleotide messenger RNA. The record is from the annotation of a GenBank genome assembly. Lineage: Eukaryota; Metazoa; Porifera; Demospongiae; Tetractinellida; Geodiidae.